Periconia digitata is the source of this 1143-nucleotide messenger RNA. NCBI's taxonomy places the organism in Eukaryota, Fungi, Ascomycota, Dothideomycetes, Pleosporales, Periconiaceae. The record is from the annotation of a GenBank genome assembly.
CCAGCUAUCACACCCUUCCCUCCCGCCCCUUCCUCCCUUCUUCUACUCCGUGACGCCUGCUCCAUGGCUAAUACGAUGCCGCUCUUGCCACCCUUUUCCGAGUCGAGCGCUCUUUCUUCUCAGCGCCUUGCCACUGUAUUGGAUUCUAACCAGACGGUUCCUGUCAAAACAUCAGAUUGCAGCUCUCGUGUAUCGACGAACGGAGCAGUAUCUUACCUUCCUGGAGAACCAAGCGUAGCCCUUUCAAAAGCCGCUGUUGGGCGCUUUCUCGUCUCGGAACUCAGCACCCCGGUUCUUGACCAGCUCUACAAUCACCUAUGGUUUGUUGCACGAAGAUCCGGCCAGAGCAUCGAUUCAUUGCACAAGCAAAAGAUAAAAGGACGAUCUAUCAUUCCUACGGAAGAUCCUCACCUUCACCUCGUGUGGCACCGCGAUAAGACAUAUGUCAAACCGAUGCCGGAGUACUUGCUGAACUACCACUUUUGGACUGCAUUUCUAUCCACAUCGCCUGACAACAAAGAAGCCAAAGAGGAAUCUGCAAUAAUACCAGAGUUUGACCGAGCAACGGCUUUAGGUUUUAUGCGAUCUUACUCUUAUCUUGUGCAGCAUCGUGUCGAUCUUAUCCUCGCACGCGAAUCGCAUCUCCUUCCGGUCGAGAUUGAUUGGAUCCAGUGGUCAGAGUUUAUUGCCAAUUUUCGACAGAUUGAGGAUUACGAUGUAUCCAAGCGCUAUCACUAUGGGCAGCUCCGCCUCUCGCGAUUAGAUUGGGCGGUUCGUCUAUUUCGGCCUUCAUCUGCAGCAACAAAGUGGUUCUACGAAAUCCCUCACUGGUCCAUAGGCAUAUAUGUUGAGCGAUCAAUCGCGCCGCUCCUCUUUGGCUUUGCCAGCUUUUCGCUGGUUCUAUCGUCCAUGCAAGUUUUACUGGCGGUACCUGAUGAGGGUUUGAAACUCCAUGGUGUUGGCGAUCUGUCCCUAGUAUAUAUGAGGCGAGCGUUUUGGGUGUUUUCAAUUAUCGUGCUGCUCUUGUCUGGAGUGGCCUGGAUACUGCUUUGUGUGAUUCCAUUCACCGGAUUCAUGUGGCAGAUAUUAUGGGGAUUUAGGAAUAGAGAUAAGCCUUCCGCUUAUAGCAAGGGGGCAGCAUGA